Dibothriocephalus latus is the source of this 255-nucleotide messenger RNA. The record is from the annotation of a GenBank genome assembly. Lineage: Eukaryota; Metazoa; Platyhelminthes; Cestoda; Diphyllobothriidea; Diphyllobothriidae.
AUGGCCGCCACAAUCUUUGAGACAGACGAGGAAAUCAAGGAAGGCCAGCUGGUUGUUCACUCCCUUUGCCAUUGUAAACUGGAUGUCCGUGAAGUUCCUGUUGAGGCGUUGCCUGAACGUGAGCACCUGAUUCCUUUCGAUGACGACGAAGGUGUCGUCCAUAUACCGCGACCAGAAUUUUUGUCUCCAAUCUCGGAAGACCAACAACUCCAGUCGUUGUUGAACCGCCUCAGCUAUCAAUCCCGAAAUCGGUGA